UUACAAAAUGCUCUCACUUCACUUGCAAUGUACUCCACCAUCUACAUCUCUCCAAGAAUCCCCUCUCCAACCUUUGUGAUUGAUCGCCACCCUCCAACUAUCGCCAUUCUUUAACUCAUCCCAAAUCUUCCCACAACAGCAAAACACUCUUCUUUGAUUCACAUCUUUCAUAUGCAUCAUCAUCCCGUUCCCACCUCCAUUCCCAACUUAGAUACCUCAAAACCCAAGCACUGAUCAAGAGAAUUAAUGUUGGAGACGCUGACGCCCACCAAUGGCCACCACCACCGCCGUUGGGUGCCCUCCACCAUCACUUUCUUGUCCACCCACAAGACCCUCUUGAUAGCUUUCUGGAUGGUCUUCUUCUUCACCGUCUUUUACUCGCAGCGGGAUGCUUCCCCACGCGGGCUCUUGAUUUUCCGGCGGGCAUUUCCUCCGCCGAGGCAGCUGCCUAAGCUCCGGCCCGUGGCGUUUAACUUAACCGACUUUGGAGGGGUGGGUGAUGGGGUGACUCUCAACACGGCGGCGUUUGAGAGGGCGGUGACGGCGAUAUCGAAGCUCCGGAAAAAGGGUGGCGGGCAGCUUAAUGUGCCGCCGGGGUAUUGGCUCACGGCGCCCUUCAAUCUCACUAGUCAUAUGACUCUGUUUCUUGCUGAAGGUGCUGUUAUUCUUGGCAUUGACGAUGAGAAGUAUUGGCCUCUGAUGCCUCCAUUGCCUUCUUAUGGAUACGGGAGAGAGCGUCCAGGACCACGAUAUGGUAGUUUAAUCCAUGGACAAAAUCUCAAAGAUGUUGUAAUUACAGGGCAUAAUGGCACCAUUAAUGGGCAGGGUCAAACAUGGUGGAAAAAGUAUCGGCAGAAGCUUCUUAACCACACCAGAGGACCACUUGUGCAGAUUAUGUGGUCUAGUGACAUUGUGAUAUCUAACAUAACAUUACGUAAUUCUCCUUUUUGGACUGUUCAUCCGUACGACUGCAAGAAUGUGACAAUGAAGAAUCUAACCAUCCUGGCACCGAUCUUUGAUGCUCCAAACACUGAUGGCAUCGAUCCUGAUUCGUGUGAGGAUAUGGUGAUUGAGGACUGUUACAUAAGCGUUGGAGAUGAUGGUGUUGCGAUAAAAAGUGGUUGGGAUCAGUAUGGGAUCACUUAUGGAAAGCCGUCAAAGAACAUACUCAUCAGAAACCUCAUUGUACGCUCCAAUGUGAGUGCGGGCGUAUCAAUAGGCAGCGAGAUGUCUGGUGGUGUAUCAAACGUCAUCGUGGAGAACAUCCAUGUAUGGAACUCAAGACGCGCUGUUCGGAUCAAAACUGCACCCGGCAGAGGAGGAUUUGUCCAAAACAUAACAUACCGCAAUCUGACAUUUGACAAUGUUCGUGUGGGGAUCGUGAUCAAGACAGAUUACAACGAACAUCCAGACGAGGGGUUCGACCCAAAGGCUGCUCCAAUACUGGAGAACAUAAGCUACAGUACAGUACACGGAGAAGGUGUGCGUGUGCCAGUUCGUAUUCACGGGAGCGAAGAGAUUCCUCUAAGAAACAUCACUUUCCGGGACAUGUCGAUCGGGAUAACAUACAAAAAGAAGCACAUAUUCCAGUGCGCUUUCGUUCAAGGUCGUGUCAUCGGUUCCAUUUUCCCAGCUCCAUGCGACAACCUUGAUCUGUACGACGAACAAGGGCGCUUGGUCAGACGAUCAACCUCCCAAAACAUAUCGGACAUAGAUUAUGACUUCUAAAUCCAUUACAGUUUAUUCCCAUAACAGUUGCAAAGAACAGGGGAUCACAUGCUUCUUGAUCAUUCUUUUUCAAGAACCCUCUUCUUUCCUUCAUGUUCCUCUAUUCUUGUCUGUACAUACAACAGUUACAUGCAUUAAUACAGAGUUGAUACAUUUGAUGAGCACACGACGCAGACCAGUAUGUUGUUGAGGAAAUUCAGACAGUUCGAAUAAUUCAGACAGAUAAUUAAUAGGAUGGCCAGGUGCAAGUAACCAAUCAUUUUCACAGCAACUUUCCCUCAUAUUUAAUCAUAACUCUUUCAUGUACGUUGUUGCAAUAAUUGAGUUGAUGUAUGCAGCUGAUGCAAGUAUCAAACAUGUUUAAAAAAAACCAUGAA
Messenger RNA from Sesamum indicum (sesame), 2105 nucleotides. The record is from RefSeq and is a predicted model, not a curated record. Lineage: Eukaryota; Viridiplantae; Streptophyta; Magnoliopsida; Lamiales; Pedaliaceae.